Messenger RNA from Symbiodinium sp. CCMP2592, 1413 nucleotides. The record is from the annotation of a GenBank genome assembly. Lineage: Eukaryota; Dinophyceae; Suessiales; Symbiodiniaceae.
AUGCAAAGGCUGCAGUGUUUGGUGGAGGAAGAGGAGCUUUCUCUGGCAGCAGGCAUUGCCGCGAAGGCUUUUGCUGAAAGUCCGUUUUAUCGCUACAUUUUUCCAGAUCCCCCGGGCCGCAUCGCUGCUUUGACAUGGAUGUUCUUGCGAAAUUAUCGCAUCCGCACAGGCCGUGGUCAUGGCACAUUCAAGGGUGCUUAUUCGGCGGACGGCCAAUUGCUCUGCUGUUUCUGGCUAUUUGCAGAAGACGUUCCUGGCAUUGGUCUUUGGGAUAUGCUUCGCCACGGGCUUUUGGAAAUGCCGCUGAGAUUUGGCAUGACUUCCAUGCGCCGCAUGCUCGCUGUCGCGAAGUGGACAGAUCAAGCUUUGGACGGGUUGAAGCACGAACAUCCGAAGCACGUUUUGCUGGAACGCAUGGUGGUGCUGCCGGAUUACCAAGGCAGCGGAGUGGGUACUGCCGCACUGACUGCAGCAUUGAACGAAGCAGACUCAUCCGGCCGGGCGGUGAUUUUGACCACGCAGCUCGAGCGGAAUGUUACUUUUUACAGCCGCCUCGGCUUCUGCGUCGUCAAGGAGGAAACCUUUGAGCCUCAUGAUGGAGAGAGCAUCCGCAGCUGGUUCAUGGUGGUUGUGCAAGUCAAACUGUUGUCCCACGCACAUCUGCGAGUGCUCAAAAGCCUUCGUUUCACUGGGGCUGCCUUUGUGGGACGACAUCUCACCCCACUUCCAAUCACGUCUGCAGGCAGCUCUUUGGAGGAGGCCAAGGCACGGGCUGCCUCCCGGCUGCACAGACUGCACAAGAUUGCAACGGCCAGUCGCACCGCCAACCGUGCGGCCGCAGAGGCAGAAGGUGCGCGAGCUGCAGGGCAGCUGGCGUCUCGAGCCAAAGGACCACUGCCGCAGAGCGCGGCAGAUCUGCAGACAGAAACCACAGGUCACUUGCUGGCCACUCUGCAGAUGAAGCUCAAGGAGUUAGAUGAUGAGGUGAAGGACGACGAGAGAGGUGCCGAGGAGUUGCGCCGACAUCUGAAGCGAUUGCAGCAGGAGCAUGCCGAAAUCAAGAAGGCCAGAGACCGGGCGGCGGCGCUGGUCGAAGGCUACGAGGCCGGCUCCAUGACCUUUGACAAGGAGUACAGCAAGCUGAUGGACAGCUCGGAUGAAACGUACAAAAUGGUGCGGACCAAGCACAAGGAGGCCAUUGGCAUUCUGGAAAAGGAUGACACGUUUGCGUACCACCCUGCCUACAAGAGGCCGACCGACAAGUUUGAAGCAGCGUAUUUCACCCCGACGCCUCUCAAGAAGGCCGAGGAGAAGAAGACCCCUGCGCAGAUCAAGCUGGAGCGGAUGCGCAAGCAAGGAACACUCUCGCAGGUUGGCUCUAAUGCCGUGGGCGCAGCGUCCUCCAGUGGCUGA